Colletotrichum abscissum is the source of this 1728-nucleotide messenger RNA. Its product is annotated as AMP-binding enzyme. Gene Ontology annotation, biological process: fatty acid metabolic process. The transcript has 4 exons. The record is from RefSeq and is a predicted model, not a curated record. The coding region runs from base 1 to 1728 and encodes 575 amino acids. NCBI's taxonomy places the organism in Eukaryota, Fungi, Ascomycota, Sordariomycetes, Glomerellales, Glomerellaceae. Gene Ontology annotation, molecular function: medium-chain fatty acid-CoA ligase activity.
AUGGCCGCAGAAGCAUCAACAACCCCAGUAUCCGAGCCUUUGGCUCCCACUCAGAAGCUAUCUAUCCUCCACGGACCCCGCGAUCCUCCUCUGGUUGACCUCAGUCUCGGCGAGCUGCUGGAGCUCCAGACCUACCAACACGGCACCAAGGAAUGCUUGGUGAUUCCUUGGACCGGUGCACGUUGGACCUACAAUGAGCUCAACCAGCAGAGCUUGCUGCUCGCGCAGGCCCUACUCGAGAUGGGCAUCAAGGCCGGUGACAGAGUCGGUGUUAUGGCAGGCAACUGCGAGCAAUACGCCGCCAUCUUCUUUGCAGUCUCUAGAAUCGGUGCUAUUCUCGUUAUUCUGAACAACACGUACACUCCCAGCGAGGCCAUGUACGCUGUUGAGUUCUCAGAAUGCAAGAUUCUCUUCACCACCAAGCAGAUUGGCAGACUCGACAACACCAAGUUCUUGAGCCAAAUAGCGAACAAGAUCAACGGGCCCAAGAUUGUCAUGAUUCGGGGCGACACGAGCGGAUAUCAGACAUACGACGACCUCAUCAAGUCGAGCUCAAGGCAGAGCCCGAGAGAGCUUCACCUGGCCAUGAGCAAGGUGGUGCCGCAUCAAGUAUGCAACCUCCAGUUCACCAGUGGUACCACUGGCCGUCCCAAGGCCGCCAUGCUUACCCAUCACAACGUCGUUAACAACGCUCGUUUCAUUGGUGAUCGCAUGCGCCUCACCCCGGACGACGUGCUGUGCUGCCCUCCCCCUCUGUUCCACUGCUUCGGUCUUGUCCUCGGCCUCUUGUCUGUCAUCACGCACGGUGCCAAGAUUGUUUACCCCGCGGAAGUUUUCGACACCAAGGCGACACUCAAGGCCAUUCUCGAGGAGGACUGCACAGCACUCCACGGCGUGCCUGCCAUGUUCGAUUCCCUGUUCCAGGCAGCACCUGAUGACUUCAAGUCAUCCAAGAUCCGCACCGGAAUUGUGGCCGGCGCCCCUGUCCCCAGAUAUCUGAUGGAGUUGAUGGUCAACCGUCUCGGUAUGAGAGAGUUCACCAGCAGUUACGGUCUGACCGAGGCAUCGCCUACCUGCUUCAACGCCUUCACCGACGAUGCCUUGGGUAAGAGACUGACCACCGUCGGUACGCUCAUGCCCCAUGCCUCGGCCAAGAUUGUCGACAGAGACGGCAACGUUGUGCCCAUGGGCCAGCGCGGAGAGCUUUGCAUGGCCGGGUACCAGCUGCAGGCUGGCUACUGGAAUAACUCGGAGAAGACCAACGAGGUCAUGGUCCGUGACUCUGCAGGUGUCUUGUGGCUGCACACUGGUGACGAGGCCGUCUUUGACGACGCCGGAUACUGCUCAAUCACCGGCCGCUUCAAGGACAUCAUCAUCCGAGGUGGCGAGAACAUCUACCCGCUCGAGAUUGAAGAGCGCCUCAUGGCCCAUCCGUCCAUCUCCCAGGCCAUCGUCGUCGGCCUCAAGGACGAGCACUACGGCGAGGUCGUCGGUGCCUUUGUGCAGCGCGCCGAGAACGCGGACAAGCCUUCAUUCCAGGAGCUCAAGGACUGGGUCCGCCAGCGCCUCGGCGGCCACAAGAGCCCUGCGCACAUUUUCUGGCUCGGUGAGGACGGCGUGCCGGCCAACGUGCCCCUCACGGGCAGCGGCAAGGUGCGCAAGUUUGAGAUUGCCAAGGUGGGCGACGAGAUUCUCAAGAAGAGCAGAACCGUCUCUGCCAAGUUGUAA